Messenger RNA from Alligator mississippiensis (American alligator), 4638 nucleotides. RefSeq names its product keratin 222 (gene KRT222). The coding region runs from base 192 to 917 and encodes 241 amino acids. Gene Ontology annotation, molecular function: structural molecule activity. NCBI's taxonomy places the organism in Eukaryota, Metazoa, Chordata, Crocodylia, Alligatoridae. The record is from RefSeq and is a predicted model, not a curated record. The transcript is spliced from 6 exons.
CCAGCUCCUCAAUGAGAUCAGGGCAAACUAUGAAACGCUCCUCACCAGAAAUCAGAUAGACAUCGUCCUCUCAACAAGCACCCAGGUAAUGAUUUCAUACAGACAGACACCUUCCAGAAUAAGGAGACAGUCCAUGUCUACCCAAUUCCUGCCUCAGCCUCUAUGAGCUAGAAGAAGCUACAAAUGAAAGAAUGGACAAAGAUGAGGAAGAUUUAAAGGCAGCCAGAGCAGAGCUCAGUGAAGCCAGGCGUCAGUGGCAUCAUAUGCAAAUUGAAAUUGAAUCUCUCCAAGCUGUGGAAAAGGGUUUGGAAAAUUCAUUGCUUGCCACAGAGCAUCAUUACCAUAUGCAACUACAGAGUUUAGAAGCUGAAAUUGAAGGCUUAGAGAAAGAGCUACAGGAAGUGAGAAAAGGUAUUGAGAAACAGCUUCAAGAGCAUGAAAUUCUACUGAAUACAAGGAUGAGGCUGGAGCAGGAGAUAGCAACAUAUCGCAGGCUGCUAGAAAGAGAGGAGAACAGGUUUCGUUGUCCUACGCACCAUAGAAAAGAUGACAGAAAACCUACCACCAGCAAGAUAGCUUUUAUCUUACCAUCAACUGGGGCCAUAAAGAAGCAUGAGACUGAAACAGUAGAACUAAUGACAAAACAAGCAAUCCUUAAUGGAAACAUGGUGAAGGAAAGGGCUGAAGCUCAUGGCACGAUACAGACAGAAAAAGUGGAUGAAGUUAUUAAAGAAUGGGAAGGUUCUUUCUUUAAGGACAACCCUCGCUUAAGGAAAAAAUCUGUUUCUUUGCGCUUUGAUCUCCACCUAGCAGCAACAGAUGAAGGCUGUUUACAGACUAAACAGAAUAAUCUACCUGAUAUUGAAGUCAGGCUGGUAAUGAGGCGGUCUUCUAGUAUUCCAUCCAUCAAACCUUAACCCACAGCAAAUUAAUCCAAAGAUCAUUUACAAUGGGCUUUGGAAAUAAAUACAUUAGGAUGAACAUAAAUAGGCCAUAUGGCCUCCUUCCAUCUUGUCCCAAUUAGGAAAUGUUACUAUGUAUUUUAAUGAACAUUUGAAAAAUGUAUGAUUCUUUUUUAAUGAAAGGGAGAAAGGGAGGGGUGUAAGAUUUCAAGAAACGUAAUUCCUAUUAGUUUUUUUACUUUUUGUGAUGUCUUUUAAUUUUCUCAUUAUUUCUUUACAAAAGUCUUACUUUGCUGUGUAGAGUAUCACUAAAUAUUUAAGAAUUAAAUUAUACCUUUAAACCUUUACAAAUUGUACUUUUAUAAAAGAGAAUCUGGCUUCUCUUAUCAAUUAAUGAAAACUAUACAUUUCAUUUUCUUAGUUUCACAAAACCAUAGUGAUUUAUAAUGCAUAAGUCUUGCAGUCAUUUUUACCAUAAAAGUUAUCAUACAAAUGGUAUACAUCAAAAACCAUUUUUACUGGCAUAAGUUAAAUGCAUAAAAUCUCUCAUAACAUCUAAACUAUUAAUAAAUAACAAAUAAUUUUCCUUUGAUAGGUAAAUAAUAUUUUUUACAUAUUUGAAAGUAACCACUCAAAAAUAGGCUACUUUCUCCCACGCAAUUAUGCACGCUAACAAAUAAUAUUGAGCAUACCAUGCAACAGGUUUUUAGCAGAAUUCCUCAUUUCAAACCAUUUACAUUAGAACUAGGGGUAUGAUAUGGGUCACUGAGUUUUCUCACCUGUACAUUACACAAGAACUGCCUUUUCAGUUCUACUGAGAUACACAGGGUAAAACCCUGAUGUUAUAAUUACCAACAAAAAAUUGUAAUUGACUUCAGUGGGACAAGCAUUUUCUCUCACAUGUACAGAGUACUAAGCUAUUCUGAUAAGGCUUCCAUGGACAGAAUUUCUGGCUUCCAUAACCAAGACUUUGGUAGAAGUUCCUCACAUAGAAGGCCAGCAGCAUUAGCCUUACAGUAGGGCCAGAAUUCAAAGUUUCUCAAUAUUCUUUCCAGGAGGUCCAGACUUUGCUGUCAGGCUUAUUUCUGUUUUUUAAAUCACUAAUUGCCUAAUAUAAAACAGUCCUGCAAUAAAGAAAGUGGGAGUCUGACUCUGUGGUUACAGCACUCUCUUGGCAGCAGAACCUGGAACCCAAGGGCGUUAGUACACUCCACAUUUAUUGGCUUUUGCACUGCAACAGAUUCACAAAAGUUCAGGGCUGGAAAGGAUCUCAUGAGAUCGCUGGAUCCAGCCUCCCUGCUGUGGGCAGGAAAGACUGUUGGGGUCAAAUAACCCCAGCAAGGUAUGCAUCCAGUCUCCUUUUAAAAAUAUCCAGGGUAGGUGCCUGCACCACCCCCACUGGAAGUCUAUUCCAGAGUCUGGUCACACAAACCAUAAAGAAGUUUUUCCUUAUAUCCAGGCUGAAACCACCUUCUAGGAGUUUAUGACCAUAUAAACGGCGUGACUAUUUGCACAAACAGGAUUUCUGGACACUUUAAAAGUCUUUCUGAUGCAUUAAACUAAAACUCCUCAGAUGUAGUUUAGUUUGGCUUGCCGGGAAUUAAAGCGUCGUGUCCACGGAUUCAUUGCAUGCAGACACAAAGGCACUCAAAGAUGUGUAAUGAGCCUCUUUGUCCACCAGGUGGCACUGCAACUUUUUUUGCAGUUCACCCCUUCGAAUUGCUGCCUUUUGGGGUUUUUUUUCUUGUCCUGUGUGCCGGCUCUCUGCUUCCACAGCUGCAUGGGAGGGCACAGGGUGGGGGGCCCCAGGCCAGGAGGGCAGUGCAGGACCAUCAUGCUCUGCUGCAGCACCAGCCAGGGACCGGGCUUAAUUCAUUCGAAAACCUAGUGCAUGCAAACACUGAUGUGACAUGCCAAAAUAAACAAGGUUAAAUUUUAUAAACCUAUUUAAUGAGAAUUAAACCCUGUGACAUGUACAGGCGCCCCAAGACUCCUGCCUCCCACUGUAGAGUCAUAACCCUUAGGUGACAGAGGCAGGCUCCCUUUUGUUUGCUUUCCUUCUGGCCACAUGAUUCUUGUGCUUUUGGUUGCACGGUGGCUCAGCUUCAACAAGAGGUUUGUCAACAAGAGGCUCUCACGUAGCCACCCCUAUAGCCUGGUGGCUGGCAUGCUCCUUGCAAGUGGUAGAAAUAGUUUCAAAUCCCUUCAAGAUAAGGUGGAACUAGAAGCCAGGCACUCCUAUUGGGCAAAUGCUUUAACCACUAGACUCUUGGUCAAAAGGCAGGUAUCAGCAGCACCAGUUUUAAGGUGAUUUCAAUCCUACUGUUAUGAGUUUGAGUUUCCCCCUACUGGCUGUUUCCCAAAGGGCUCAGGUGAGGUUUAGGUGUCUCCCAGGAAGACUCUAAAUCAUAACAGAGGAUAGGCAAGAAUUAGGUGCUAUGGCAUGCCCAGUGCUCCAACCUGAAUUGCUUCUGACCAUGCUCAGAAGUUCAAGGGAAGCUUUCUAGGAAACUUCUGCAGUCCAAAAUGGAGGUGCCUAAUGAAUUUCAACACCCAAUGAAUUUUGUGGCUGCUGGAGCACAACCAUUUUGAAUCAUUCUUUGGAACACUGGUACCAAAAUGCUGCUUCAAUUCUAUUUAAGCACCUGAGGAAGCAUUUUAAAUUCUUCUCUUGAUAGCAUCAGAAAGAACCAUAGGCCUUCAGAAAUAUAGGAAUGAUGUUAAGAAUUAAAAAAAUCAUAAAAAAUGAUUCUCCUAUCUGUCCACCUGCAUCUGUAUUGCGAUCAUCUGAGGAACACUAAGGAAACUAUGUCCUUGGAUUAUUUAAAAUCAUAGUCAUCCUACAGUGUUUAAAUACUUGUUUUGAUGUUUCCACAUAUUACAAUGGUGAAAAAUUAAAUUAAUAAAGUUAUCUUUUAAAAUAUCUUUUAAAAAUAGCAUAUGCUGUUGGCCUACAUUAUGUAGUACAUCAUUAAUUUAUCAGGGUAUAUUUACUGUAUAUACAAAAAUGGACCAAGUAAGGGCUACAAAUUUAAAUAAAAACUUUACUAGACCUAUUAUGUUUUUCUCUAUUGCUAAUUCAGAGUAGUGUGGGCAAACCUCAGCUACAGUAAACAAAACCUUACAUCUUUUUUCUCCACAGGAAAACAGAAAUACAAACUUAUAAACUCAUUUUUAUUAACAGAUUAUGAAACUAGGUUUGAACAACAUCCUAUAUAGAUAGGUAGGAAUGGCAGAUUAAUUACAAAGAAUUCUAGAAGGGCUGACCUCACAAACUCUAAUUUGAAUCAAUGGGAGUUGCAGGAACUCAGUAUCUCAGAAAACCAGAUCAUGUUUUCUGUAGGUCCACAAUAGCAUGUGUAAGUUUUAUUCAGGUGUCAGCACUUGCCCUAUUGCUUAUGGCAUGUUUAACAGAUACUGACACUGCAGGUUUCAUCCAUCAUUUAUUUAACUGCUUCUAACUUUUACUAAUGUAAGAACAGUGCAUUUAUACUGAAUGCAGUUAUACUAUUUAUGCAUUGUUCUAUAUCUCCUGUACUAAGCUGGCUAAUUAACAUUAACCCUAAUUGUCAAAUAGUGAGCUGGUGUAUACUUGAGUAUUUGGCAUCCUGAAUGUAAUAGCCUGUCCUAGUAAUUCCACUAUGCAGCUUUUUGUGCUUAUAUUAUGUACCUUUUACAAUACUUGAAUUUAAACUUAAGUUUUAACUGCUUUGAGGCACUUUAAACAGGGAUAUGA